Molecule: messenger RNA, 3565 nt
Organism: Trichomycterus rosablanca
Lineage: Eukaryota; Metazoa; Chordata; Actinopteri; Siluriformes; Trichomycteridae
Gene: cdh2
Product: cadherin 2, type 1, N-cadherin (neuronal)
Exons: 16
Coding region: 117-2807 (896 amino acids)
Biological process (GO): brain development; synapse assembly; cell morphogenesis
Cellular component (GO): intercalated disc; apical part of cell; plasma membrane
Molecular function (GO): calcium ion binding; cadherin binding
Source: RefSeq, a predicted model, not a curated record
GUACGAGCUAUUCAGAGAGAUACAGCGGAGCGACACGAUCUGCAGCUACAUGCAUCUAAAAUUUCAACAUUUCUGAUUUAUAUAUUACUACCGGAGGGAAUCACGGAGAUUACACCAUGCACUGUACAGGGGGUGCGAUGUUGACCCUCCUCGCGGCUUUGCAGUUGGUGGUGCAUGGUGAGGAGACAAUGCUGUGCCAGCCUGGCUUCACCCAGCAAGAGUACAGUGUCAUCGUCAGUGAUGUCAUUCCCGAGGGCCAGGCCCUGCUCAAAGUGAGCUUCACGGACUGUGGCAGAGGUUCAGGGCUGCGCUUCGAAACCGGAGACCCGGACGAUUUUCGGAUAGGAGAAGACGGCACACUGUACGCCAAGCGUACCCUCCGUGUGUCGGAGAGAAACAGCCGCGGCCUCGAGAUCCGAGCGAAGAAUUUGAAUUCAGAGGAAGAGUGGUCUACACGAGUGACCUUCACACUACCAGACUCGCCCAAACAGGUCCCGGAGAUCGUGUUUCCAUGGCGCAGCAAUGUUGUCGGCGGUGACGGAAGCGUGAGUCGCGUUAAGAGAGACUGGGUCAUUCCUCCCAUCAACGUCCCCGAAAACUCACGAGGACAGUUCCCAGAGGAGCUUGUCAAAAUCCGCUCAGACAGGGAUAAAAUAAACACACUGCGUUACAGUGUAACUGGACCGGGUGCUGAUCAGAGUCCUACUGGUCUUUUCAUUAUCGAUCCCAUCACAGGACAGCUGUCUGUCACCAAGCCUCUGGACCGAGAACAGAUCUCCAACUUUCAUCUACGCGCUCAUGCAGUGGACAUCAACGGCAAUCAGAUGGAAAAUCCCAUCGACAUCGUUAUCAACGUCAUCGACAUGAACGACAACAGACCGGAGUUCGCACAUCAGAUCUGGAACGGCACAGUGGAUGAGGGCGCUAAGCCUGGAACGUUUGUGAUGACGGUGACUUCGCUGGAUAAGGACGAUCCCAACACAGCCAACGGCAUGCUGAGAUACAAGAUCCUGUCUCAGACUCCUGAAACUCCCUCCCCAAACAUGUUUACCAUCAAUAACAAGACGGGCAAGAUCAUCACCGUAGCUGCCGGUCUGGACCGAGAGAAAGUGUCCCAAUACACCUUGGUCAUCCAGGCCACUGAUAUGGAGGGUAACCCCACAUACGGCUUAUCCAACACUGCUACUGCUAUUAUCCGCCUGCUGGACGUCAACGAUAAUGAACCGGAGUUUACCAGAGGAACAUGGAAUGGAGGAGUGCCUGAGAAUCGUGUGAAUUUGAUAGUAACUAAUCUGACAGUAACAGAUAAAGACAAGCCAGGCACGCCAGCAUGGAACGCUGUCUAUCGCAUCGUUUCAGGAGACCCGACCGGACGCUUCUCCAUCCCCACCGAUCCCACCAGUAACGAGGGUCUGGUCACAGUGGUUAAGCCAAUCGACUACGAGAUCAACCGUUCUUACAUGCUGGUAGUGGUGGCCGAGAACGAGGUGCCGCUGUCAUCCGGGAUCCACCGAACCCGCCUGACGAGCGCCACCGUUUCCAUCCAUGUCAUCGAUGUGAACGAGAGUCCCAACUUUGAGCCCAACCCCAAACAGAUCAAACUGGACGAGGGGCUUCCGGGAGGGUCAAUGCUCACGACGUUUAUAGCCCACGACCCGGACAAACACAUGCAGCAGACGAUCAGAUACUCAAAGCUGUUUGACCCUGCUAACUGGCUGGAGAUUGACCCCAGCAACGGGCGCAUCUCCACCACUGCCCUACUUGACAGAGAGUCUCCCUAUGUCAGAAACAACCUCUACAAUGCCACCUUUAUGGCUUCUGACAAUGGUAUUCCUCCAGCAACCGGGACCGGCACACUGCAAAUCUACCUGCUGGACAUUAACGAUAACGCGCCACGCGUCUUCCCUCAGGAGACAGAAAUGUGCGAACGACCCAACCCCAAUGGCAUCAACAUCACAGCCGUGGACGGAGACCUGAACCCCAAUGCCGGGCCGUUCGCCUUUGAGCUCGCCAGCCGACCCUCUGAUAUCCGCCGGAAUUGGACGCUUACACGCCUCAAUGGCGAGUACGUCCAGUUGAGUCUGAAGAUCGGCUACCUGCAGAGCGGAAUCUACGAAGUGCCCAUCACCAUCACGGACUCCGGCAACCUUCCCAUGGCCAACACGUCAUACCUGCGGGUAAAGGUGUGCCAGUGUGAUCACCACGGAGACUGCGUAGACAUGGAACGCAUCAUGGCUGCCGGGCUGGGUACCGGAGCCAUUAUCUCUAUCCUGAUCUGCAUCAUCAUCCUGCUGGUCUUGGUGCUGAUGUUCGUGAUGUAUAUGAAGAGAAGAGAUAAGGAGCGUCAGGCAAAGCAGCUGCUGAUCGACCCGGAGGACGACGUGCGAGACAACAUCUUAAAAUACGACGAGGAGGGGGGCGGAGAGGAGGACCAGGAUUAUGACCUGAGUCAGCUGCAGCAGCCCGACACUCUGGAGCACGACUUGGUGAAGCCGGUCGGCAUCCGGCGGCUAGACGAGCGCCCGCUGCACCCAGAGCCCAACUACCCUCUCCGCUCUGCUGCCCCUCACCCUGGAGACAUCGGAGACUUCAUCCAUGAGGGUCUUAAAGCGGCCGACACCGACCCCACGGCACCACCGUACGACUCCCUGCUGGUGUUCGACUACGAAGGCAGCGGCUCCACCGCCGGCUCGCUCAGCUCGCUGCACUCGUCCAGCUCUGGAGAAGAGCAGGACUACGACUACCUCAACGACUGGGGGCCACGGUUCCGUAAACUGGCCGACAUGUACGGUGGAAACGACGACUAAACGGCAUUAGAGCACCAGUUACGGAGGUACAAAAAAAAAACGUGAAUUAAAAAAAAACAUGAAGCGUGGAACCUUUAUCAUGGGACAUCAGACAGUGUGUAAAAUCUGAAGAAUAAAGGAACCGAUUUUCCCCUAGGACCAGACAAGGCAGGACAGGACAAUUGGGGAUGCGAGAGGGGGGAAAUGAUCACCAUGGCAACCAAACUGGCUCUUUUCAUGUUUUCUGCUGGAGCUUAAUUGAGGAUAGGGAUCUGGACUCUAGCUAUGGAUCAGGCUAGUUUGUUGCCUGAGUGAAGGACCACUGGCGGAAGAAUAACGGACUAUGCUGAAGGAAUGGAUGCUCGGUUACACUUGAAUCUUACAGUACAGAAGCACUGGGAUAUUACGUGCCUUUUUGUACAUUUUUUGGUUAAUUGGUUUCCUGUUCAUUGGCUUUACUGGCUCUCAGUUUUGGAGUAAUUACGUUGUGAGACUGAAAAAAACUCAACACACUUCUGUUCGCAUCACCAUAAGCUGUUUUCCUGUCUUGUGCCACCACGGAUCUGAAAACAAGACAAAACAGCAUUGUACAGAAAUUAGAAUUUAGAUUUUAAUUUACAUGUCUGCAUCAUGUUUGUUUUUUUUAUUAUUAUUCUGUUCAUGAUUUUUUAAACAAAAGUUAACUUAUGCAGCCAGUGCAAAGGGAAAAACGUGUAUCAUUCAGUAGCAGAACUUUUAUUUUAUUUUGCUCUUUGUAAGUUACGUUUUCAUUUUUUAUA